Molecule: messenger RNA, 378 nt
Organism: Adelges cooleyi (spruce gall adelgid)
Lineage: Eukaryota; Metazoa; Arthropoda; Insecta; Hemiptera; Adelgidae
Product: histone H2B
Exons: 1
Coding region: 1-378 (125 amino acids)
Cellular component (GO): nucleosome
Molecular function (GO): protein heterodimerization activity; structural constituent of chromatin; DNA binding
Source: RefSeq, a predicted model, not a curated record
AUGGCACCAGGAGGUAAAUCCGCAGGCAAGGCCAUGAAGAAGUCCGGCAAGGCGCAGAAAAACAUCACCAAGUCCGACAAGAAGCGCAAGCCGAAGAGGAAAGAAUCGUACGGUAUUUACAUCUACAAGGUGUUGAAACAAGUCCACCCCGACACCGGCGUUUCCUCCAAGGCGAUGAGCAUCAUGAACAGCUUCGUCAACGACAUUUUCGAACGCAUCGCCGCCGAAUCCAGCCGUCUGGCCCACUACAACAAGCGUUCGACCAUCACCAGCCGGGAGAUCCAGACCGCCGUCCGUCUGCUGUUGCCCGGUGAAUUGGCCAAGCACGCCGUCAGUGAAGGCACCAAGGCCGUGACCAAGUACACCAGUUCCAAAUAA